Messenger RNA from Olea europaea var. sylvestris, 477 nucleotides. Its product is annotated as germination-specific cysteine protease 1-like. Gene Ontology annotation, cellular component: lysosome. NCBI's taxonomy places the organism in Eukaryota, Viridiplantae, Streptophyta, Magnoliopsida, Lamiales, Oleaceae. Gene Ontology annotation, molecular function: cysteine-type endopeptidase activity. Bases 1 to 477 code for a protein of 158 amino acids. The record is from RefSeq and is a predicted model, not a curated record. The transcript is spliced from 3 exons.
AUGGAGGUCUCCACGCUUGGAGAUCUCCGCCCUGUGAAAUUGUAUAGUCUUGGAAUUUUGAGCAUGGAAUAUGGUUCUUGGUUUUACUGGAAUUGCUGGGCAUUCUCUACGAUUGCUGUUGUUGAAGGAAUGAAUAAGAUUGUAACGGGCGAGUUGAUAACUUUGUCUGAGCAAAAGCUGGUUUAUUGUAAUAAGAUGUAUAACCAGGGGUGCAAUGGGGGUCUUACGGACUAUGUCUUUGAUUUCAUCACUAAAAAUGGUGGCAUUGAUAGGAAUUGCUGGGCAUUCUCUACGAUUGCUGUUGUUGAAGGAAUGAAUAAGAUUGUAACAGGCGAGUUGAUAACUUUGUCUAAGCAAAAGCUGGUUUAUUGUAAUAAGAUGUAUAACCAGGGGUGCAAUGGGGGUCUUACGGACUAUGUCUUUGAUUUCAUCACUAAAAAUGGUGGCAUUGAUAGUGAGGAAGAUUACCCUUACUGA